GUGCCGCUGAAAUCAAAGCAGUCAUUAGUGGCACCGUAAGCGGCGCUAGUGAGCUUUUCAGUCCCCGGAAGGGAAGAGCCGAAAAGGAGAGAAGAUACGAGAGCGACGAGUGUUUUGGUACACAGUGAUUAAAAGAAAGUGUAGCAAAAUGUCCGGUUCAAACGUGAACUAUAUGAAGAAAGUUGUGGAGCAGCUGCGUUAUGAAGCCAGCAUACACAGGGUGAAGGUGUCCCAAGCUGCUACAGACCUUCAGCAGUUCUGCGUACAGAAUGAGAAUCAGGACCCUUUGUUGACUGGGGUGUCUUCCAGCACCAACCCCUUCAGACCGCAGAAAGUGUGUUCAUUCUUAUAAACCAUUAGGAAUUUUAACAUUAUUUUUAUCAUUGGUUUUGGCAAAUACUGUUAUAUUCUAAACUCUGAAGUACAUAAAGCAUCAGGAAUUCAUCCAGUCUGGUUAUUAACCAGAGCCAAUAUCUGAACACAUUUAUGUGUGUUUUUUGUAUUUUUUUUUUUUUUAAAAACUUAAAGCAAUUUUGACAGUUUUAUGUGCCUUUAAAUACACCUACCUCUGUCUACUGCUUUCUAUUGUCUAUGCCUGCUAAGGAAUGUGUGUUCAAGUUCACAGUUGAUGAGGACCACGAUCACAUGAAUACUGUUUAUUUAAAAAAGAAAAAAGUACUAUGUUCUUCAAAGGUCCUAAAAUAAAUAAAUGCCAUUUAACUGCAGACAUUCCUUAUAGUGUGGUUUUACAAAAAACAAAUUUCUGAAUACACCGUGUGACUAUAUUUACUCAAAGGUGCUGUUCUAAACAUUUCCUUUAGAUGUUAUGUAAUAUUUAGGAUAAUUCAAUUUGUAAACUGUUUCUUGUAGUUAGAUGCCAUUCUGUCCUGAUGUAUUUUAUAUACAAA
This is a messenger RNA of Polypterus senegalus (gray bichir), 908 nucleotides long. It is a transcript of the gene gng5, whose product is annotated as guanine nucleotide binding protein (G protein), gamma 5. Lineage: Eukaryota; Metazoa; Chordata; Cladistia; Polypteriformes; Polypteridae. The transcript has 3 exons. The coding region runs from base 149 to 352 and encodes 67 amino acids. Gene Ontology annotation, cellular component: heterotrimeric G-protein complex. The record is from RefSeq and is a predicted model, not a curated record. Gene Ontology annotation, molecular function: G-protein beta-subunit binding. Gene Ontology annotation, biological process: G protein-coupled receptor signaling pathway.